UCCGGGCCCGACCCCGCCGAGCGGGCACGGCGGCGCUCGGGGGCUCCGGGCGCGGCCCCGCCGAGCGGGCACGGCGGCGCUCGGGGGCUCCGGGAGCUCGGAGCCAGCAGCGCCGGCACUGCCGGCUUUGCUCCAGAGCAGCGGGGCGCGGAGCGGGCGGGCCCCGCCGCUGCCCGCGAGCGCCCCCGGCUGUGCCCGGGACUGCCGGGUCGGGAGCCCGGCAUGGCCGCCGCCGCACACGGGUGCUCGCACGGGGCGGGCCGCAGCGGGCCGGAGGCGAGAGGCGGCCGAGCUGUGGCCGUGCUUCCCCGUGCCCGGUGCCGCCCGAGGCCGCACCGCCGCUCCCUUCGCGCCCGCGCCCCGCGUGGCACCCGGGGGACAGCGCGUCCCUGGCCGGGCCGUGUGCGGUGGCGGUGAUCUGUGUCCCCGCGGCCCCGGCCUCCGCCGUGUCUCAGCGCUCUCCCAGCACAAAGCCCGCCUGGCUGUGGAGCAGCUGAACGGUGACGCCAGCCCCAGCGCAGAGCCCCCUGCCUCCCCUUGCCUGUCCCCAGGUCCUGCCCAUCAUGGGGCAUCCUGCUGCCCGCUGGACGUGCUUCAUGCCGUCCACUGCCCAGAGAGGUACCCGUGUCCCCUGGGUGCCUCUGUGCUCGGGGCUGCUGCUCCUCCAGUGAACUCCACAGCCCCCAGCCCCUGCACGCAGCUGUAUGGUCCUGCUCUGGCAUCAGGGAGGCAGCACGGGCAGACCCCAGGUGCCCCUCAGGCAAGCUCAUGUCCAGGCCACCUGCCAGGGCCUCGCCUGCCCCAGGAGGGACCGGGGUCUGGGCAGGGAUGCCCACGGCCAGGAGUCACUGGACAGUGCCCACUGAGCACCCAGGGGUGGCUGCCUGGAGGGAGCAGGGAGCAGAUGGCAGGGCGGGCCGAGCUGACAAUCCCCUAAUCCCAUCAACGCCGCGGGGGCUGAGCAGAGCCGAGCUGGGCCAUGGCGGGCACAGCGGCACGGGGGCACCUCCUGCACCCGCUGCUAUUCCAGGUGGGACUCGGGGUCUGGCAGGGCUGGGAGCAGGCUGGGAGCAGGGCUGGGUGGGUAGGGUGUGCUGGGCCAGGCUGGGAGCGGCGCUGGUCCCUGGGAUCCCCACUGACCGUGCCCCUCCCCAGCUCUGCUGCGGCUGUCAUGGGCUCCGCGUGUCCACGAGCACGCGUGUCCUCUACACGCUCCUGCACGUCCUGGCCUCUGCUGUGUGCUGCCUCAUGCUGUCCCGCACUGUGGCCCAGGCUAUCGCAGAGAAGGUGCCCUUCUCAGUGGUGCUGUGCCAACACCUGCCCGGGGGCACAGACUGCGAGCAGCUGGUGGGCUCCUCGGCCGUGUACCGGGUCUGUUUUGGCACUGCCUGCUUCCACCUGGCACAGGCUGCCCUGCUGCUCAACGUGCGCUCCAGCUCUGACUGCCGUGCACAGCUCCACAAUGGGUUCUGGCUGCUGAAGCUGCUGGUGCUGGUGGGCCUCUGGGCCAUAAGCUUCUUCAUUCCUGAGGACAACUUCAUCCAAGGUGUGUUCCCCACACUAUCUGAGCUGGCACCCGGGCACCCCUCUUGGCCCCCACUUGCCCUGUGCCAUCUUUACCUCUGCCCUCUUCCCCCAGCCUGGCACUACACAGGUGUCUUUGGGGGCUUUGCCUUCAUCCUCAUCCAGCUGGUGCUGAUCACAGCCUUUGCACACACCUGGAACAAGAACUGGCUGACAGGUGCUGCACAGGACAAGCGCUGGUAUCUGGCCGUGCUGCUGGCCACGGCCACCUUCUACACCCUUGCCUCUGCCGCCUUCUCCUUCCUCUACAAGUUCUACACCCACCCAGCUGCCUGCCACCUCAACAAAGCACUGCUUGCCAUCAAUGGCAGCCUCUGUGGCAUCAUGUCCUUCAUCUCCAUCACACCGUGUGUGCGGCUCAAGCAGCCGCGGUCAGGGCUGCUGCAGUCCUCAAUCAUCAGCUGCUAUGUGAUGUACCUCACCUUCUCCGCACUGUCCAGCCGCCCCCCAGAGAGAGUGCUGUACCAGGGGCAGAACCUCACUGUCUGCUUCCCGGGGCUCCGGCAGGAUGAGCUGCAGACAGAGGACACCACCGUGGCCGUGCUGGGCGCUGCUAUCAUGUAUGCCUGCGUGCUCUUCGCAUGCAAUGAAGCCUCGUACCUCGCCGAGGUCUUUGGGCCCCUCUGGAUGGUCAAAGUCUACAGCUUUGAGUUUAAAAAACCUUCCUGUUGUUUCUGCUGCCCUGAGAAGAUGGAAGAGGAGCUGCGAGGCACCGACCAGACAUGUGAGCAAGUAGAGGAGAGUGCCAGGGGACAAUUCAUCAUCCAGGAUGAGCAGGACCGGGUGGUCUACAGCUACUCAGCUUUCCACUUUGUCUUCUUCCUUGCCUCACUCUAUGUUAUGAUGACACUCACCAACUGGUUCAGCUAUGAGAAUGCAGUGCUGGAGACCACCUUCACGCAUGGCAGCUGGUCAACCUUCUGGGUGAAGGUGUCCUCGUGCUGGGCUUGUGUCCUGCUCUACCUGUGGCUGCUGCUGAGCCCCUUCUGCCUCCACGGCUCCCCACAGCACCAGCGCAGCAGUACAGGGCCACGCAUCGUGCGGCGCCGACGUGCUCCACAGCGCAUCAACGUCUCCACGUAGUCCCUGCCAGGACAAACUGCGCCCAGGGCUGGUCCCUGCUGUGCCCCGUGCCUGUGCCCUAGCCCUGCUUGGUCCUCCUGGCCUCCCCUGACCCCCUGUCCCAGGAGACAGCAGCACCUGAGAGCCUGAGGGGAACAUGGGAGGCAGAUGCUCCCAGGGAUACUGGCCCUGUGCUGAGCCAGGGCCACCCAAAGGGCCAGGGCCAGCUGGUGGCAGGAGCUCAGCCCGCAGCCUGGUUGCUCUGGCUUCACUGAGUGCACUGAGAGAGCAGGGCUCUGCCCUGGCUGCCACUGUCAUGGUGCAGUCACUGUAAAUACCUGCUUCAAUACAUUUUUAUAUAAACCUCUGAACUGAGCCUGUGCCGUUUCCCUGCGCAGCUGCUGCCAUGGGGAUGGAGGGAGGGGGUGCCAGCCCUGUGGAACACCCUGAGCCAGCAGCACUGCUGCAAGUCCCCACAGAGCCUGGCCCGGGUGGGGGGCUCUGCCAGACCCCGGUGCUGCAGACAGUGCAGGCUGUCCUCUGGGGAAACAAUGUCUUGCUCGUGCCUGCUGCAAGCACAGGCCACUGGGCAGCCUGCCACAGCCACUGGCACGGCCCUGUGGGCCAGCGCCUGAGAGCCCCAUGCCACCCUCCUGUCCUGCAGUCGAGCAGGCACAGCCGUUGAUGCCGGUGGGGCACAAGACGGACCUGCGGCCUGGCGUGGCCGAGGGGGUCCACACAGACCAGAGGCAGCUGGCCAUGGCGAGCAGCAGCUCCUCAGGGCCCCGGGGCAACCAGAGCCCCGCGGACACCCGCUGCCAGCCCCAGGCCCACGGCUGCCCGUUCUGCGAGACCAGCGCGGUGGAAGGCGGCGCUGCAUCUGGCUCGGUGAGGAACCCAGGCUGCCGCCGUGCUGCCGGAUCGGGCUGACGCCGCUGCUGU
Passer domesticus (house sparrow) is the source of this 3588-nucleotide messenger RNA. It is a transcript of the gene SERINC4, whose product is annotated as serine incorporator 4. The coding region runs from base 769 to 2667 and encodes 632 amino acids. NCBI's taxonomy places the organism in Eukaryota, Metazoa, Chordata, Aves, Passeriformes, Passeridae. The record is from RefSeq and is a predicted model, not a curated record. Gene Ontology annotation, cellular component: membrane. The transcript has 10 exons.